AUGUAUAUAUGCGAGACACUAAUACUGUUAGUAACAUUGCCCGACCGGUCCUUUAUAACGGCUUUGGUGACGUCGUCCGACGGGCUGGUUAAGGCUGUAGGCACAGCUGCCUUUCUCUGCGAGGUUGGAGUAAUCUUUGGUUUGGCUAUGUGCUGCUUUUCGGACAUGUCCAACAGAAGGCCAAAUCGCUUCGGGCACGUCACAAAUCAACAAGGUUAUCGAAUUGCAUUCGAAAGUACUUUGUUUCGAAACGAGCGGCGUGAUUGGAAUGGCGUGGCGGAAAGAAGAUUCAAAGCCAGGGACAGUGCUGGCACAGCUUGUUUGGCAGACCCUAUUGUCGUCGAAGGGUAUCCAAUGUCACAACGCCCAAAAGGCAAUACCGGAAUCGAAAUACCACUUCAUAUGGCGGCCGCAUUUAUAGCAGCUCUAAGGCUGCACCGUUUUCUGGGACACUACUAUCUCAAAGGCUUCUCCGCAAUACUCAUUGCUGUGGAGGUUGUGGGAAAUGUUGUCCUGUGGCAUCAUUGGUACAACCCUACCGGGGAGAGAAUCUCGUAUCUAGACGCUGCUACGGCGGAAGGCAAGAUUGAGAUAAGCUUGGAAGACUUGCGUUCUCGAAGACACGUCGGCUGGUGUUCUGAGGCACUGUGUAUGGCUGGAGACAAAAGUGCUAAGUAUCAGAUUGGAAGCUCCAGGCUACCUUGUCCGAGCCGCGAGUUCUCUCUCGAGAAGGUGUCAUUUUCAGUGGGACAGACUGUGACUGGUGGAUGUCAAUUUAGCAUUGGCAAGAAAUAUGUCCCUCUCCACAUAACUAAACAGGGUUAUAUUGCCAAGCUAAGGCGGAUAGAUCAGAAAUAUGUUGUCAUGUGGGAUGAAGAGGACAAACGGGGCUGGCUUGUUAAAGGAACCAGGGCCUUGCUGCACUUAGUCAGAGCGUCACUAGAGCAUUGUCGUGAUGAUAAGUUCAGCUCUGAGUUCCUCUACGACUUCAACGCCUUUGAAGAACCGAAUACACGAUUUUAA
Messenger RNA from Podospora anserina S mat+, 1023 nucleotides. RefSeq lists its product as uncharacterized. Lineage: Eukaryota; Fungi; Ascomycota; Sordariomycetes; Sordariales; Podosporaceae. The record is from RefSeq and is a predicted model, not a curated record. Bases 1 to 1023 code for a protein of 340 amino acids. The transcript has 2 exons.